AGUAUAAAUAAAACACGGUGCUAUUUUCAACUCAAACAUAUUAAGAAGGGAUAGGGUGAUAAACAUUUCUUUUGUCCAGCAGCUUCGCCUAAAUAGUUUAUGGGAUGUCUUCUUUUUUAAUUACUGUUUUAAUCUCAUUGAAAAUUUUCAUCAGUGAUUCUGAAAUGACGUUACCGGGGGAGAUAACUCAUAGUAUUGCUGCACAGUUUUUGCAUCGGUACAAACGCAGUGAUCCCAGAUGCAAUACAGAUGAACGGUACUGUGAAUCUAAUUUAGCGAGCUGCAUGCAACACAACGAGAAUUCUAGAGAAUACUUCUGUGGACGGAACAACCCAUGCUCCUCUGGACAGACAUGUUACUUAUCAACCCCAUGCCCUGUCCAUUACAGGACUGGCUGUACUACAAAUGCAUGUUUUGGGCAACCCUGCCAAAAUGGAGGCACUUGUUCUUUGGCAUCGAAUGCUAAAGGCUACACUUGCAAUUGUAAUGCAGGUUAUGAUCAAGCUACCGACUGCCGAACCCAGAUAAAUUACUGUAACAGCAAUCCCUGUCAGAAUAGUGCUACGUGUAACCGUCGACUGAAUGGGUACACUUGCACUUGUCAGCCGGGAUUUAAGGGCGUUCACUGUCAAAACAAUAUUGAUGAAUGUGCCAGUUCACCUUGUGUCCAUGGAACCUGCGCUGAUCAUAUCAAUGGUUACACGUGUAGUUGUGAGCCUGGAUAUACUGGUGUUAAUUGUCAAAUUGACAUCAACGAAUGUCAGAGUUCCCCUUGUAUCUAUGGCAACUGUACUGAUCAUGUCAACAUGUACACCUGUGAAUGUUUUCUCGGAUAUACUGGAAUAAAUUGCGAAACAGAAAUAAAUGAGUGUAUCAGUUCUCCUUGUAUCCAUGGAACAUGCAUCGAUGAAAUAGCAAGAUACUCAUGUAGCUGUGACAUCUUGUUCAUUGGUGAUAAUUGUGAGAAGGUAAUUGCUUCAUACAUUGUAACAAUUGCCGUGGGAGCUUUAGGAAUCAUCGCAACUGCUGUAGGCUUAUUCGUCAUAUGGAGGAAAAAACAAAGUGAAAAAAAUUCCACUGUCCCUUUUCCGUUUGAGGAAACAAAACUUGGACAAACAAGAUCUCGAUUUCAGCGAAAUGUUGAAACGGUCCAUAAUAAUGAUCACAAUUCCCUUUGGUUUAUUGACGGGAAGUUGGGUCAAGGAAACAUGAAGUUUAAAAAUCAAAGUUAAUAGUGGUUCCCAAAUCAUUAUUAAAGAUGACUUAAAUUAUAAAGUGAAUUUUAUUAGUAACAUUCUUUAAGUACAAUCAAAUGUAUCUUCUCUGAAAUAAAUCACGAUUAUGAUAGCAUAAAUGCAUGAGCACGACCAAUUAAGGCGAAAGUAUUGUAAUGCAUGACUUAAACGUUUUGUUUAACUGUUAUUCAAACAUAGCUCAUAUUCAAUGUUUUUUGAGUUUGAAAUUGUUUUGCAAUCUUUAACACAUAAUUUAAAAAUAAAGAGAUUGUAUUGUCAGAAAACUACCCAUCAGUUCAACCUUAAU
Messenger RNA from Magallana angulata, 1542 nucleotides. Its product is annotated as fibropellin-1-like. Lineage: Eukaryota; Metazoa; Mollusca; Bivalvia; Ostreida; Ostreidae. Gene Ontology annotation, molecular function: Notch binding; calcium ion binding. Bases 105 to 1232 code for a protein of 375 amino acids. Gene Ontology annotation, biological process: Notch signaling pathway. The record is from RefSeq and is a predicted model, not a curated record. The transcript has 10 exons.